This is a messenger RNA of Drosophila ficusphila, 1336 nucleotides long. Its product is annotated as glycerol-3-phosphate phosphatase. The coding region runs from base 96 to 1043 and encodes 315 amino acids. The transcript has 3 exons. Gene Ontology annotation, cellular component: cytoplasm. The record is from RefSeq and is a predicted model, not a curated record. Lineage: Eukaryota; Metazoa; Arthropoda; Insecta; Diptera; Drosophilidae. Gene Ontology annotation, molecular function: phosphatase activity.
GCAGGUUCUCCCCAAUCAUCGUGAAUUGAAAUGAGCAAGUCCGCCGCCAAUUUAGUCGGGUCGCAAACAUUUGCCGAAGCGGUCUACUGAGCAGCAUGUCCAGAGGCGGGGCUAUCAACUUGACGGACUGGACUAAGGAGCAGGUUGCCGAAUGGCUCCAAAGUUUCGACACUGUUCUCUGCGAUGGUGACGGCACCAUUUGGCAGGAUGACACGGCCAUCGAGGGCGCUCCGGAUGUCUUGAAUGCCCUGCAGCAGCGCUUGAACAAACGGGUGUACCUGAUUACCAACAAUGGACUGAAGACGCGCCAGGAGCUCUUUGAGCGCUCGCAGCGACUGGGCUUCCAUUUACCCAGCGACAGACACAUCAUCUCGCCCACGGCGGCCAUUGCAGAUUAUUUGACCGGGAGGCGGGAGUUCGAUAAGACGCGGCACAAGGUCUAUGUGGUGGGCAACGCGGCCAUCGCGCGGGAAUUAAGGCAGCAUGGAAUCGACAGCUUCGGAGCCGGCGAAACGGAGCUACUGCCUCCGGGCGACAAGUGGCAGGACUUUGUGGCUCGCGAAUUCGAGGACCCGGCGGCGGCCAGGGACGUGGCUGCGGUGGUCGUGGGCUGGGACGAGUACUUCAGCUACUGCAAGAUGGCCCGCGCCUGUCACAUCCUGUGCAGCAAUCCCGGCUGCGCGUUCCUCGUCACCAACCGGGACGCCGUGCACAAGUACCCGGCCUUCUGCAUUCCCGGCACCGGCGCCUUCGUCGCGGGCAUCGAGGCCUGUGCGGAGCGAGAGGCCCUCGAGAUGGGCAAGCCAAAUCCGUUGGUCCUUGAACCGCUCACGAAGUCCGGGGAACUGCGAACCGAGCGAACGCUUAUGAUUGGCGACUGCCUCAAAAUAGACGUCGGUUUCGCCAGUAAUAGUGGCAUGCUGUCGCUUUUGGUGGGCACUGGUCGGUACAAUAAUCUCCCGGAGGUCCGGCGGGAAAAAGGCAAGCUGCCGCUGCCAGAUGUUUAUCUGCCCCGACUGGCCGAUCUGCUGCCCUACUUGUGAGCCAUAAAUCCACCCGAUUCCCGGACAGCUAUCGGCCAUAAUCACGUUAUCAACUUCUUAAUUCGACUUUUAUUUGGCUUUAGUUCGUGUGUUUACACAUAGUUGUACAUAUUUUAUCUGCCGGCAAGUAACACUCUCUGCUGGAUAUUUUCGUAAUAUAUUAGAGUGGCUGAAAAACUGCAGGGUCGGAAAGUUAUCCAUGAUCAAAACUAUAUUAAGCUAAACACUUUAUGUUGAUUUACAGAACACGUUAAAAAACGAGCACAUUAAAGCGAAGUUUAAAAGCAGAAAAA